Bipolaris oryzae ATCC 44560 is the source of this 186-nucleotide messenger RNA. RefSeq lists its product as uncharacterized. The record is from RefSeq and is a predicted model, not a curated record. The transcript has a single exon. NCBI's taxonomy places the organism in Eukaryota, Fungi, Ascomycota, Dothideomycetes, Pleosporales, Pleosporaceae. Bases 1 to 186 code for a protein of 61 amino acids.
AUGAGCGGUAUAGGAGCUGCUUUGCUGGCCUAUUUGUUGUUCAAAGAAAGCUUGUGGCUGAAACGGUACAGCGGGCAGGAAGAAUGGGUUGCCGCACGCUUUUUUUUUCUGCCGGUAGAUCGCCGGCAACGAUCUUGGUGCUACUACUUGGGUGCGGGCACUAGUGACUUGUUCCGGGCGUGUUAG